Messenger RNA from Cynara cardunculus var. scolymus (artichoke), 1239 nucleotides. Its product is annotated as plant cysteine oxidase 1-like. Gene Ontology annotation, molecular function: oxidoreductase activity, acting on single donors with incorporation of molecular oxygen, incorporation of two atoms of oxygen. The transcript is spliced from 5 exons. The record is from RefSeq and is a predicted model, not a curated record. The coding region runs from base 284 to 1120 and encodes 278 amino acids. NCBI's taxonomy places the organism in Eukaryota, Viridiplantae, Streptophyta, Magnoliopsida, Asterales, Asteraceae.
CUCUCUCAUCAACUUUCUCUCACUAAAACACGAAAUCCUAUCCAUGGCCGCCCCUGGUUUUGCCAUGCCGCCACCUCCUCCACCUCCUCCUUAUAACCUCACCAUCCUCCAACUUUUCCACCACCAUUUUUGUCCACACUUCGAAUUUCAACGAAGCUAACACAGCUGAAGAUGUAUAUUUUGUAGAAUUUAAUUGCUUCUAUACAUCUAUUUUGUGAUCGGAUCUGAGGUUUUUGAUCGAGUUUUCGGAAGGUUUUUUCUGUGUGUUUUGAUUGAUAUAUCGAUGACGAUUGAGGUAAGGUUGGCUGAUAUGAGCAAGAGUAUAAGGAAGAAGAAAUGUUGCCGGAAGACCAGUAGCAAGAGGAAGCGGUCUCCACCGUCUCCGGCGGCGAUUUCGUUUCCGUUGCAGAGGCUUUACAUUUCUUGUCUAGAUGUGUUCAAAGGCGUCGGGACCGUUCCGUCUCCUACCGACGUGCAGAAGCUUUGCCAUAUUCUCGAUAGAAUGAUGCCGGAAGAUGUUGGACUAAGUAGGAAUCUUCAAUUCUUCAAGCCCAGAAGUAACGUAGGAGUAACUCCAAAAGUCGCAUGUACAACCAUAUACCAGUGUGAGGAAUUCUCGCUAUCUAUUUUCUUUCUGCCUGCAAAUGCCGUCAUACCUCUUCAUAAUCACCCAGGGAUGACGGUUUUCGUCAAGCUUUUACUUGGGAAAGUGCAUAUUAAAGCGUAUGAUUUGGUUAGCACAGAAAACUCAGACGACUCUAAUUCUAUACUCCCCUCUCAACCAAAGUUGGCAAGUUUAAAAGCCAAUGGCGUAUUUACUGCUCCGUGUGACACUUCUGUACUAUAUCCAACUUCGGGGGGUAAUAUUCAUGCCUUCAAGGCUAUAACGCCUUGUGCGAUCCUUGAUGUGAUGGGACCUCCGUAUUCCAAAAAAGAUGGCCGGGACUGCUCAUACUACAGAGACAUUCCGUACACUGCAUUACCAUAUGAACGAGCGGUUAUGUCGGGAGAAGAGAGCGAACGAUAUUGGUGGUUAGAAGAGAUCGAGGUGCCAAAAGAAUCGGAAAUGGAAGGAAUCGAGUAUAUGGGUCCUCAAAUAAUUGAAAUGAGUUCAUCAUAGCUUAGAUUGAAUUUUGCUUUGAGUUAUGUUUGGUGUAUAGGUGUCUCAUGGCUUUUGUUCUUUUUGUUAAUGUUACAUAAACUGGAAAUUAACAAAAAAAUACUCAUUUCACCCCAUCA